GGUUUCGAAGCUUGGGUUUGGUUGCAUGGGGCUUAGUGGAGUCUAUAAUGCACCUGUGCCUGAAGAAGUUGGCAUAUCAAUCAUCAAACACGCAUUCAACAAAGGAAUAACUUUCUUUGAUACCUCAGACAUUUACGGACCACAUACUAAUGAAGUUUUGGUCGGAAAGGCACUGAGGGAAUUGCCUCGAGAUAAGAUUCAGUUAGCCACAAAAUUUGGUGUAGUCAAAAUAGGGACUGAUGAAGUUGAGGUGAAUGGAACCCCUGAAUAUGUCCGGUCUUGUUGUGAAGCAAGCCUGAAACGCCUCAAUGUGGACUACAUCGACCUCUAUUACCAGCACAGAGUGGACACAACAGUCCCUAUAGAGGACACUAUUGGGGAACUGAAGAAAUUGGUGGAAGAAGGAAAAGUAAAGUACAUUGGGCUAUCUGAGGCAAACGCAGACACAAUAAGGAGAGCACAUGCAGUUCAUCCCAUCACUGCUCUACAAAUGGAGUGGUCUCUUUGGACUCGUGACAUUGAGGAAGAAAUCGUCCCGCUUUGCCGGUAA
Morus notabilis is the source of this 550-nucleotide messenger RNA. Its product is annotated as probable aldo-keto reductase 1. The transcript is spliced from 3 exons. Lineage: Eukaryota; Viridiplantae; Streptophyta; Magnoliopsida; Rosales; Moraceae. Bases 26 to 550 code for a protein of 174 amino acids. Gene Ontology annotation, cellular component: cytoplasm. The record is from RefSeq and is a predicted model, not a curated record.